Messenger RNA from Cetraspora pellucida, 819 nucleotides. The record is from the annotation of a GenBank genome assembly. Lineage: Eukaryota; Fungi; Glomeromycota; Glomeromycetes; Diversisporales; Gigasporaceae.
AUGCGAAAUUCAGAAAAGAAAAAUUAUUAUAAUAUUGCUCGUGAAGAUUUAGAGAAAUUAAGUGGAGACAUAUCUGUGGAAGAAGAUAUAAAAUUAUCUAAAACUCAAAGGAAGAUAAAAGUCAUAUUGCGAAAAUUGAAAAGGGCUAGAAAACUUAAUCGAAUUCAUACUCUUGUUUACGCUUUCUAUCUUGGUGAAAUUCUGGAAAAAGCGUGGGAAAAAAACACAUAUAAAUACAAUAAAGAUCUGUCAAGAUACUAUGCUGAAGUGUCUGUGCGAGUAUAUUACCUUUUUAAGAAGGCUGGAGUUAAACGAAUUUAUCAAACGACCAAACUGACUUUGGCAACGAUCUCCAAACUGAAGGCCGGAGAAUUUCAACAACUGGUAAAUGACAAUGAUAACAACGAUGAUAGUGAAGAGGAAUCAUCAUCUCAGGACAACAAUGAUGCUGAGGAAUUAUCACAGAAUGAUGAUACUGAAAAUAAGUCAUUUCAAAAUAUUGGCCUCCCACAAACUAGCACUAGCCCCUCUCAAGAAACUCCGCAGCAAGUUAAUCCAGUUUUGAUUACCAUCGAUCGACAUAACGACUAUCAACUUAGCUUUCAUCCAAAUAUUGUCUAUCAAUCGUUUCAGGGUUACUCUGGCUUUUCUGGCGCCCACGCUACUAUUGGUUCCCAACUGCAGAAUGGCUUAGAAUUCUCCAAUAUUACUGACGGUUCUCAAGCCUACACUGCCGUUGGUCAAUCAACUCAAAUUGCCACUAAUACUAAUACUUUUCAAAAUAUGACAGUCCCACAUUUCCAUGGAUCAUCACUUUAA